UCACUAAGCGUCGCUACACAGACAGUAACAGAAAACCCCGAAGAGAGCAGGAGCCACCGAGAGCUCCUUCAGGACCCUGCGAGAUUUUUUUUUUCCAAAAAUUCCAGUUCGCACAAUUUUCACGACAAACCGUGUGACGGAUAGUAUCUGUGCGUGAACUUAUUUAUCCGAUCAAGAUGAGGUAUACUAUUCUGGCACUAACGGUUGCGCUUUGUCUCGCAUUAGUGAGCUCGAAUCCGCUUCCGGAAAACGGACUUCGCUCAGAGACCCUCGAUCGGCUAGUGAUGGCCGAAACUGACAACGAGGCGGCCCUGAGAAGCAAACGGACGAUCGGCAUUCUACGACAGCUCUUCCCAGAUAUUUCUCAGGACGUGAACCCGGAAUCGGAGAAUCGAGUGAACGAAGCCGAAGCGGAAUCGCAGAAUAACGAAGUGCGGGUGCAACUCGCGGACGAACCGGCGAAGGACCCGGAAGAGCUCACGCCAUUGAGUGAAAAUGAGACGGAGGGCGGCGAAGACGAGGGCAGAGACAAGAGACAAGGUUCCACCGGAGCAGCGGGAUCGGGCAACUUUCUCUUCGAUAUUAUCAGGACGGUGGCCAGCAGCGGAAGUAACUCAGGUUCCUGGGGCAGUAGCGAAGAGAAGCCUAUAAUAGGACCGACGCAGGGUAUGACGAUGGCUAUACCCGGUCCUUUCACCAGAUUGCUCCUCAUCGCUAAUCGGGGAUGGUCGGAUCUCAUCGAGGACGUAGUACUCCGCUUAGCGGCCACGAGCGAAAGGUUUGUCAACUACAAGGCACGACUUGUCAACUGGCUUAUCUAAGGAGCUUAUUCGAGGAUCGGGAUGAGGAAGCACAGGGGCCUCGCCGGCCUUGGUACCGAAACAUGGACAUCAACGCCGAGCCGCCUCUGCCAGAAAGGAGCACGGGUACGACGUUGGCAACAGGACCGAUCUCACGGUGUUGCCCCCUUGUUCCCGAGAUCCUGAAUUCACUUCCUUCGUCAAUGGCCGAGCUCUUCGUGAAAACACAAGACACUUCGUCACCAAACGUAUUCCUCUAUAAACGCGACGUUAACUCGAUUUCGCGUUCGACUUUGUUCACUCGGCUCUCUAUAUAAUUUGUUUUCUCCUUUUCAUUUACUUUUCUCUUUCUCUCUUUCUUUCUUUUUCUCUUUCUUUCUCGUUUCCGGUGUCUAUCUCUCUUCUCGCAUUUUUUUUUUUUUUUUUUUUUUUUUUUUUUUUUAUAAUGUAUCGGUCGAAUUUAUUAAAACGAUAGAGAAAUUUCCGUAGACGGUCGUCGUUUUAAGACGAUCGAAAUUUAAUCGUUGUGGGGUGGCUCGCGUUGCCAUGGUACGAUGAAAACACAUCGAGAGAGAUGUUGAAACUGUGAAAUCGUUUCGAAUUUGUGAUACGACACGCUCGCCGUUGACAGUUCGAACGAAAUGAUUCAUGCACCGACGACUACGGGUAAUAAAUUUCUCCGCGCGCGCUUUCUCGCGCCUCUACGAGCCAUCCCUCGGCUUGGAAAAUAUAUCUCAAUUCGCGAUUAAAGUAAGAAUAAAAGUAAAUAAAUUUUUUUUUUUCUGUAGAAAGUACAAUAUACAGAGCCUUACGAUCUUCCUCGAUCGUAACAGGGAUAAGACGCGUGCUGUUUGCAAGAUCGAAGAACACGUUGUUUAAAUAUGCCCUUCGAUUAUUAUUGCGCGAACGAUGCGUUUCAAUCGCUCGUCGUCGAGCACAAGAAUAAACAAGAUAUCGCAAACUUGUACAUAGCUUACCCCGGGAUGGAACAGUGCCAGGCAUAAUAUUGUUUCUAUCUAUUUGUAUCUUUAACACUGUUUUCUUUGUUAUCUCUCAUAUAUACCUAUUUCUCUCCUUCUCUAUAAUUGCGGUGACGUAAAACUUGUGAAAUUUAGGUAAUUAAGUUUGCUAAAUAUUGUUAAUAAUGAAAUCAGAAUCUCUCUGAUUAUAUCUCUCUCGUGUAUUUCAAUUUGAUGUAAUUUGUAAAAGCCUGUCACUGCAACGAACCGUUGAAACAAAUUAUUUCCCUUUUUAGAUUUUUCCGCUCCGGACAAAUCCAAUAAGCAAUAUAAUUUGAGUAAACGUAAUGUCAGUUCAUGAAACGCGGCGUUUCUCGUCCUUGAACCGAGCGUAUUAUUUUUCUCUGUAAAACGUCCCUGUUGUGUUGUAGUGCAAAUAAAUAUUAUUGUAAUA
Messenger RNA from Formica exsecta, 2213 nucleotides. RefSeq lists its product as uncharacterized. The transcript has 6 exons. The coding region runs from base 177 to 821 and encodes 214 amino acids. The record is from RefSeq and is a predicted model, not a curated record. Lineage: Eukaryota; Metazoa; Arthropoda; Insecta; Hymenoptera; Formicidae.